AAACACGCCCAUUUGCAGACGCAAACGAGAGAAAACGAAACCAGCUCUCUCUUCCUGGCGAGGCAGCAGCCAUGGCUGCUUCUGGGGGUCCCGUGCAGGAUCUCUGCGAGGAAGCCACUUGCCCCAUCUGCCUGGAGUGUUUCAGGGAUCCAGUGAUCAUCCCAGAGUGCGGGCACAACUUCUGCCGAUCCUGCCUGAUCCAGUGCUGGGGGGAAUCGGAGGGAGAGGCUUCCUGUCCUCAGUGCAGAGAAAUUAUUCAGCACAGAAACCUCAUCCCCAAUCGGCCGCUGGCAAAUGUUUUGAAAAAACUUACAGAUGGGAAAAUCCGUCUUCAAGGUGAAAAGGAGACCGAAGGAAAGGGGAAGAUCUGCGAGAAGCACCAGGAGCCCCUGAAGCUCUUCUGUAAGGAGGACGAAAGCCCCAUCUGUGUCGUGUGUAAUGUAUCUAAGGAGCACAAGAGCCACGAGGUGGUUCCUCUAGAGGAGGCUUCCCAGGAAUACAAGGAUCAAAUCAGCAGCUGCCUAGACAAGUUGAGGAAGGAGAGAGAGAAAAUUCUGGAAUUUAAAGCACAUGCAGAAAAGGAAAGCCAAGACCUGCUUAAACAAACGGAUGCAGAGAGGGAAAAGAUGGUGGCAGAGUUCAGGCGAAUCCACCAAUUUCUGGAAGAGCAGGAGAAACUUAUUUUGGCUCAGAUGGAAGAACUGGAGAAGGAGAUUGCAGCAAAAAGGGAGGAUCACCAGGCCAGAAUCUCCGGGGAGCUCUCCACUCUUGACAGCCUCAUCCGGGAAAUGGAGGAGAAGCUUCAGGAACCAGCGAGUGAACUCCUGCAGGAUAUUGGAAGCUUUUUGCAGAGGUCUCAGGCGAAGGAGAACUUAGAGGAUCCUCCUGUGGCUUUUCCUCCUGCCCUGAAGUGGAAGAUCUGGGACUUCUGUGAUAUAAAUCCGUUCCUGGAGGGCGUCAUGAAGCAGUUCCGAGACACACUGGGAUCUGGACUUCAGCUGCGAAAAGAAAACGUAACUUUGGAUCCAGACACAGCAAAUCCCUACCUCAUCCUGUCCGAGGAUCGAAAGAGUGUGACAGAGGGAAAAGUGUGUCGAUACCUGCCAGAGAACCCUGAGAGAUUUGACACACAAACCUAUGUGCUUGGGUGUGAGGGUUUCACAUCAGGCAGACAUUUCUGGGAGGUCACUGUGGGAAGAGAGGAGGGGUGGGGGGUGGGGGUUGCCAGAAAGUCUGUGAAGAGGAAGGGCGAUUUAAAUUUUGAUCCUACAGAAGGGAUCUGGGGUUUGGGGAAGUGGGAUGGUAUGUACAAGUUCUGCUCCCCCCAUGAGGAGCCCAAGAAGAUCCGAGUGACCCUGAACUGUGAAGGGGGACGGGUGUCCUUUCAUGAUGCAGAUACGGCAGCCUUUCUCCAUGCAUUUCUGACAGCCUCCUUCUCAGGAGAGACCCUCCAGCCCUUGUUUUAUGUGUCUGCCAAAGGCCACUUAGCACUCUCUGAGGGUAGAGACAGACAAGUAGAUAAAUAUCGCCGCAGGUCCUAUCGCCGUUUUCUCAUUUCUCAGAGGCACUUAAGGGGCAGCCGUAUUGGCAAAACAGUGACUGACUGACCCAAGUGUCAUGGUUCAACUCAGGCCACUUCUGUAAAUGGUACCAAUUGGUUGUGUCUUCUGUCAGCCCUGAAACCUGCCUGCUGUCUUUCCCUCGUGGUCUCCCUUGGGAAUCAGCUGCUUCAGUUGGUGCAGGAGGGGCAAAGGGGGAAAGAAGCAGACUAAUAAUAAAAACAAAAUCAAACCUA
Messenger RNA from Lacerta agilis (Sand lizard), 1795 nucleotides. RefSeq names its product E3 ubiquitin-protein ligase TRIM7-like. The record is from RefSeq and is a predicted model, not a curated record. NCBI's taxonomy places the organism in Eukaryota, Metazoa, Chordata, Lepidosauria, Squamata, Lacertidae. The transcript has 7 exons. Bases 72 to 1607 code for a protein of 511 amino acids. Gene Ontology annotation, molecular function: protein binding; zinc ion binding.